Molecule: messenger RNA, 2057 nt
Organism: Biomphalaria glabrata
Lineage: Eukaryota; Metazoa; Mollusca; Gastropoda; Planorbidae
Exons: 3
Coding region: 209-601 (130 amino acids)
Source: RefSeq, a predicted model, not a curated record
UGGGAGACUGCCCAGCCACGCCCUCUCGGUGCUUGUAUAAAUAUACUCAAUGGGUGUAGCAGAUUACAUCAACGUAUUUGACAUUCUGACUUUGUUGUGUGUAUACCUUCAAUAUUUAUCUGAACUCACUCAAACAGAUUCUAUGCGUGUAUUAAGUUCAAGAACUUUGUCAAUAAGCAAAACUCUGUGAUUCUAACAAGACUAGAAGAUGACGUCAUCUUGGACCAUAGUCAUCGCGUUGAUCUCUUUUUGUGCUAUUUCAGCUUUUGAAUUGAAAAAGAUUAGUGAUAACUUUAUACCACUUUACUAUGGACCAUACCAGAGUCCGCCUGUCGGUGGAUAUCAGCAUUAUAAUCAACCUUCAAACCCUCAGGCUUCCAACCAACAGCCGUACAACCAACAGCCGUUCAACCAGCAACAAGCAAACCAGCAGCCGUACAACCAGCAGCAAUUCAGUCAGCAGCCGUAUAGUCAGCAGCCGUAUAGCCAGCAGCCGUACGGCCAGCAGCCGUACAGUCAGCCUUAUGUUCCGCCCUACAGCCCACUGCCUUUUGCAACAUAUGUCGAGCUUCCAGACAAUUAUUACUAUUACAUGGGCUAAUGAAGGUGGUCCCUGGCCACAGACUAACGUACAUAAAGACAUUUCUGGAGUCAGCACAGUUUAUCAUAUAUAAUAAAUGUAUUUCUUUUAUUAUAGACUUCAUGUUAUACCUGGGAUGUUAUGUUAUAUUAUGUUAUACCUUGGAAGUCAUGCAUUACCUCAGAUUUUACGAUAUACCUGAGAUUUUAUGAUAUACCUGAGAUUUUAUGAUAUACCUGAGAUGCUGUGAUGUACCUGGGAUGUUAUACUUGGGAUGUUAUACCUGGAUGAUAUGUUAUAUGUGGUAUAUUAUUUAUUGUCAUUCAAUAGUUUGUAAUGGUAAAUUUAUGUUUUUGAGUUAUUAAUUGCUAACAUUUUAACAGAGUUUUAGUUUGACAAAAUAUUUAAGAUAAUUUAAAAUUAUAAAAGUUUGUAGAACUUACAUUUAUACAAACAAAAAAAAAAAGCUUCUGUGAAUCUUUAGAUCGCAACACAUUUUUUUUAACGUUCAAUAACUUAUCAAUUUGAAAAUAUUGAGACCAGUGAACCGGUUAGAACAAUGCAUGGCACAUCCUAAUCUUAUAUAGUUUGAUUAACUUUCUGUAAAUAGCAAGUGACUUUUCUUUUCUGAAGUUUCUCAAGUUUUUGUCCAAUGGUUCUCUAUUGAAUUCUGUUCUGUUUCAUUAGAUACUUAUUGAAAACAGAAACGUCUUGACCAAAAGGUCUUGAUUUUGUAUCCUGGUCAAGGUUUCAAUUCUGAAUUUUCUUUGGUGUAAUAACCCCCUAGCGUUUGAUAUGAAAAAAACAAACUCCAAUGGGACUUGGUGCUGCAUCAUUGACGCAAGUUCUAAGUAAUAAGUAAGUCUCACACACGUUCCUCCACGCGAUUAUUAGAUAACUUAAAUUUCCCCUAGAUUUAUGUUUUGAAGGUAAAAAAAGAGUGUGACCCAGUCUAUAUUUUGUUUAGAUUAAGACAUAGUCAAGCAAUCUGUUUAUUUCCCCAAUUAAAUACUCGCUCCAUUUUAUUAGUACUUAUCAGUAAUUUACAUAUGAACUAGCUUAGGGUUAUUUUUUCAACGAAACUGCAGAUUGAAGUAAAUAUAUUGACAAAUCAAAUAUGAUUACGCUGAUUUUCAUACUUAAGGCACUUCCAAGAGAUUUUGAGACCGCCAAAAGUGUAUCCAUAGUGAUUAGUGCGCUCUGGUCUAAUCUCCUUUGAGAACCUGUGGAAUAUAUUUCUGUUCUUACUUUAGGCAACGAAAACAUCAUCGCGAUAAAGAUUGAAUUAAAAAAUCUGGAAUCUAAAGUUAACGUCUAGUCUACACAAUCUAAUUCUUUUUUUCUUAUUUCUCAAGUCUUUUAUGUUGGUUAGUGAAAUCUUUAGGUCUGUCUUUUUAUCGUCAGUGCAUUUCUGUCAAUUAUGUGUUCAGGAAAUUAAUUUAAACACCAACGUACCUUGUAAUAAACAUUGACUUGA